Hydractinia symbiolongicarpus is the source of this 1848-nucleotide messenger RNA. RefSeq lists its product as uncharacterized. The coding region runs from base 1 to 1848 and encodes 615 amino acids. The transcript has 3 exons. The record is from RefSeq and is a predicted model, not a curated record. NCBI's taxonomy places the organism in Eukaryota, Metazoa, Cnidaria, Hydrozoa, Anthoathecata, Hydractiniidae.
AUGGGGUACGGUGAUGGUGAAACGCACAAGAAGAUCGAGAUCAGGUUCAUCGACAGCUGUCGCUUCAUGGGAUCAAGCUUAGAGAAAUUGGCAAGCAACCUCAUCGGUAGAAACACGGCAGGUAUGAAAUGUCGGCAGUGCGCAGAUACAUGUUUGGAAUUUCAGAGCAUCGACCCCGAGUAUAUGGCAAGCUUUUGGUGCAAGGCUAGUGACUCGAAUACCACGAAGCAGCUAGACAUGGAGCAGGUAAAAACAAACACACCAGCCAUGGCAAGAUUCAUCUCCGGGGAUGAUUUCUUCAGGCUGAUGUUUCGAAAAGGUGUCUAUCCCUACGAAUACAUGGAUAGCUGGCGACGAUUCAAAGAAACUGAUCUACCUCCCAAGGAGGCUUUCUAUAGCAAGUUGAAUAUGAAGGGAAUCAGCGACAACGACUAUGAACACACAAAAACAGUCUGGAAUUUCAUCGCUCAAAAGGGUGCUGAGGUCAACAUGGGUGACUACCAUGAUAUGUACCUCGUCACAGACGUCCUGCUGCUGGCCGAUUCUAGAGCUUUCGAGGAUGCACCAGGCCUGGCAUGGAAAGCUGCGUUGAAGUACACAGAAAUCAAGCUGGAGCUCCUUACGGAUCCUGACAUGCUUCUGAUGUUUGAAAAAGGUAUUCGAGGUGGUAUAACUCAAGCUGUGCACAUAUAUGCCAAAGCCAACAACAAGUACAUGGAGGAUCAAUACGACCCGGAGGCUGAGUCAUCAUACUUGCAGUACCUCGAUGCCAACAAUUUGUACGGUUGGGCCAUGCGACAAGACCUGCUAACGCAUGGAUUCAAAUGGUUAUCGAACGUUGAGACCUUUACAGAGAAGCACAUCAGCAAACUCGUCGCUGACAACAAGCACGGCUACAUCUUGGAAGUUGAUAUCGAUUAUCCAAACAGCCUACAUGACAAGCACAACGAGCUGCCUUUCUUGCCGGAGCGCAAGAUGGUUCACAGGGCCGAGAAACUGAUACCAAAUCUCGAGCACAAGCGGAAGUACGUUGUGCAAAUCCGAGCCCUUCAUCAAGCUUUAAAGCAUGGGCUCGAGCUUAAGAAGGUGUAUAGAGUCAUCCAGUUUAACCAGAAGCCAUGGUUGCGGGAUUAUAUUGACCACAAGACGGGGCUUCAAACAGCCGCCAAAAACGAGUUCGAGAAGGACUUUUACAAGCUUAUAAAUCUCUCGGUGUUCGGAAAGACCAUGGAGAAUUUGAGGAAUCAUCAUAACAUACAGUUGGUUACUAACGAGGAGAAGUACACGAAGCUCGUCAUGAAGCCCAAUUUCAAAGGUGGGAACUACUUCAGCAGCCAUUUCAUGGGCGUGGAAAUGUGUAAAACAGAGGUAAAGAUGAACAAGCCCGUAAGAUUUUACCGCGAUAUUGCUGAUGAUGUAGAGACACGUUUCGAUACGAGUGCCUAUGGUAAGGAUGACAACAAACCUCUCCCCAUUGGCAAAAACAAGAAAGUCGUGGGCUUCAUGAAGAAUAAAUUAAGCGACAAAAUCAUGACAGAAUUCAUCACCCUGAGAGCAAAGUUGUACGCCUAUAAAAGUCUCACGAAAGAGGGCGGCGAUCGCAAAGCGAAAGGUGUGAAGAAGUGCUUCAUGAAGAAAUUCAUCACCUUUGAAGACUGUCAGCGCUGCCUAGAGAAUGGCGUCGACAUAUACAAGACCUGGGUCUGUAUUCAGAACAAGGGACAUCAAAUCCACACGCAGGAAGUGAACAAGCUGGCACUCAAUAGGGCAGAUGACAAACGGAUAGUGCAACCAGACCAGAUCACAACGCUCGCCAGGGGCCAUUAUCGCUUAGUGGCAAAUAAAUGA